AGAGAGAAACAUUGAUCGGUCACCUCCUGUGUGUGCCCUGACUGGGGAUUGAACCCGCAACCUCGGUGCGUGCCCUGGUCGGGACUCGAACCCACGCCCUUGGUGUGCGUGAUGACACUGCAGCCGAGCCACCCAGCCAGGGCACGACAUUGGGCAGAUUGUAACUGAGCUUCAGCUUCCUCUCUUGUGAAGCAGCCGGUAUACGCUUGUCGGUCAGGUUUUGGGAGAAUUAAAUGCGAAUGAACAGAAGUACAUGGUUCAGUACCUGACACAUGGUAGCUGUUAUUGUUACUGCAAGAGCGUGCCCUGCUGGCGUGCCUUCCUGUGUGUAGAGUCAUGUUUACUAACUGGGGGGUGAUUUGUCGUCUCCAGGCCACGCGGAGGGGUUCUGUAUGAUGUGCACGAUGCAGGCGCACAUCACGCAGGCGCUCGGCAAUCCUGGGGACGUCAUUAAGCCCAUGUUCGUCAUUAACGAGAUGCGGCGUAUAGCUAGGCACUUUCGUUUUGGAAACCAAGAAGAUGCCCAUGAAUUCCUUCAGUACACUGUUGAUGCUAUGCAAAAAGCGUGCUUGAAUGGCAGCAAUAAAUUAGACAGACACACCCAGGCUACCACGCUCGUUUGUCAGAUAUUUGGAGGAUACCUAAGAUCUAGAGUCAAAUGUUUAAAUUGCAAAGGCGUUUCAGAUACCUUUGACCCGUAUCUUGAUAUAACACUGGAGAUCAAGGCUGCCCAGAGUGUGAACAAGGCGCUGGAGCAGUUUGUGAAGCCUGAGCAGCUGGACGGCGAGAACUCGUACAAGUGCAGCAAGUGUAAAAAGAUGGUUCCAGCUUCAAAGAGGUUCACCAUACACAGAUCCUCCAAUGUUCUUACACUUUCUCUGAAACGCUUUGCAAAUUUUACUGGUGGAAAAAUUGCUAAGGAUGUGAAGUAUCCUGAGUAUCUUGAUAUUCGACCAUACAUGUCUCAGCCAAAUGGAGAACCGAUUAUUUAUGUUUUGUAUGCAGUACUGGUGCACACUGGUUUUAAUUGCCAUGCCGGCCAUUACUUCUGCUACAUAAAGGCUAGCAAUGGCCUCUGGUAUCAGAUGAAUGACUCCAUCGUAUCUACCAGUGAUAUCAGAUCGGUACUCAGUCAGCAAGCGUAUGUUCUCUUUUAUAUCAGGUCCCACGAUGUGAAAAACGGAGGUGAAGUUACUCAUUCCGCCCACAGCCCCGGCCAGUCCUCUCCCCGGCCCGUCAUCACUCAGCGUGUUGUCAGCAAACAGGCCACGUCAGGGUUCAUUGGACCUCAGCUUCCUGCUCACAUGAUAAAGAACCCACCUCACUUGAAUGGGACCGGACUGUUGAAAGAAACGCCGAGCAGUUCCAUGUCUAGUCCUAAUGGAAAUUCCAAUGUCAACAGGGCUGGUCCUGUUAAUGCUUCCACUUCUGUUCAAAACUGGUCAGUUAACAGGUCCUCAGUUGUACCGGAACAUCCCAAGAAACAGAAAAUCACGAUCAGUAUUCACAACAAGUUACCUGUUCGCCAAGGUCAGUCUCAGCCUAACCUUCACAGCAGUUCUUUGGAGAAUCCCACCAAGCCUGUUCCCUCUUCUACCGUUACCAGUUCUUCUGCAACACAGUCUACCUCGAGUGCCCCUCCCACAUCAGUUUCCAGUAAAGUCACAAAGCAGACGGCCCCCAGCGAGUCCUGCUCCAAACCCGUGAUGAACGGCAAGUCCAAGCUGAGUUCAAGCGUCCUGGUCCCCUACGGCGCCGAGUCCUCGGAGGAGUCAGACGAGGAGGCAAAGGGCCUGGGCAGGGAGAACGGCCUGGGCGCGCCCGAGAGCGCGAAUUCCUCUGCUCUGGAGGCCGACGAUGACGAGGCCUCUCAGCAUGAGCUUGGAGAGCCCGUGACUCUAAAUGGUGCUAAUAGUACAGACAGCGACCCGAAGGAAAAUGGUCUGUCGUUUGAUGGUGCCAGUUGCCCAGUCCAGCCUGCUCUACACUCAGAAAACCCCUUUUCUAAGGCAAAUGGUCUCCCUGGAAAGUUGAUGCCUACGCCGUUGCCACCUCUCCCGGAAGACAAAAUCUUAGAGACCUUCAAACUGGGCAACAAAGGGAAAGGCUCGACAGAUGACGCCAGUGUAACUGGAACAGAGGGAAGCCCGACAGAGCAUCCUGAGGCAGGACUGGAGCCUGGCAGCCCCACUCCUGACUCACGGGAGAAACUGGAGACAGUCACAAGUCUUAGCAGCAAAUUAAAGAAGGCUUUGCCGCUCUCGGACCCCAGCAUCAAAUCUACCAAAGAAGUCGUCUCUGAAAGCAGUUCAGCAAAACCCGAGGAGUCUUUGCCCAGCAUCAACCAUCUGUGUAAUGCCAACAAGAGCACCGCUGGGGAUGAUCACCUUUCUGAACCGUGUGACCCUGGGACUCUAACGGGGGAGGAGAGUAAAGCCUCCCAGGAUGUGACAGGGAUAUUAACGGAGAGUCCCCGGGACUCAGCAGCAGUGGAAGCCGCAGGGAGGUUGAGCCCGAGUCCCUCAGCAUGUCGUGAUGGUGACGGUGAGCAGGAGCCCUCAGUGUACAGCAGCCGAGACAAGUGCACGGAUGCGGAAGACGCGUCUAAAAUCACAGCGGCGCCUACCACCCGGCCACCCUCUCCUCAGUCGGACAGAGUCACGGAGAACCAUUCAGAAGGCGGCGGGGCUCCCGAACAAAGCCCUGGGGAGCGAUGUGAAGAAAAUAAGGCUGGGCAAAAAGUCCAGGGUCCUUCUCCAGUUAAGGAAAAAAUCAGCAGCCUCCGGAAAGUUGACCGAGGCCAUUAUCGGAACUGGAGAGACCGCUCCUCCAGCGGGGAGCACGCACGGGACAGCAGGAGCAAGACGGAGGACCAUUACCACCGCAGGCGGCACUCCUACACGCGUGAGCACGCCCUGCAGGCCCGCUGCCGACCAGAACACUGCAGUGGGGGCCCGCACCACCCCUGCCAGCACCGAGGCCUGGCCAGGCACCACCACCACUCGCGGAGCAGAGGCGGGUCCGAGCAGGACUGGAGCAGGUACCACCACUCGGAAAGUGAGCACUCCUGGGGCCGGGAGAAGUACUACCCAGACAAAACUAGGUGGGACAAGUGCAGGUAUUACCAUGACAGGUACGUCCCGUACACGGCCAGGGAGGCGUGGGACUGGAGGCCUCUGCACGGUGACCGAGACUGUGACCGAGACUAUGACCGGGUGAGCCAGCACAGCGGCCGGCCAUACAAGGACUGUUACAAAAGCAGAAAGGGCUAUGAGCUGGUGGCCAAAGAGAGGGAACGGCACCACUUCAGCAGCCCCCGGGCAGGCCCAGCCCACACCCUGCCUCCCUACCCCGAGAAGUAUGCCCGCGACAAGAUUGCACUUGGACCCGAAGGCAGCAGCUGUCGCCUUGCCGAUCGCUUCCACGACCAUGAAAAUGUGAAGUCACGAAAACGGAGGUACGAUAGCAUAGGACACAGCGACACGUGUGCAGAAAAGAAAGCCUGGAGGAGCUCACCAAGGGGCCCUUUAGAAGAACCUCGAGUGAAGAGGCACAAAAAGUCCAAGAAGAAGAAGAAAUCCAAAGACAAACGCCGAGAACGAGACGCCAGGCAUCAGCGGGACUCGGACCUCUCCGCUGCGUGCUCGGACACCGACCUCCACCGGCACAGAAAGAAGAAGAAGAAGCGGCGGCGGCAUUCGCGGAGGCCCGAGGACUCUGGGAAAGACCUAGGGCCACACUUGGCUAAGGCCGCCAGCUCCGAGACUGUGGACCUGUUCCGGAGAGCCGACGGCGCCCUCCCCCUCACCGAUGGCCUGCCUCUGGAAGGUGUUGGACCUUUCCGUGAGAAAACGAAACGCUUAAGGAUGGAAAGCAGGGAUGACAGGUGUCAUCUCUCUGAAUGUGGCCAGGGUGACUGAGAACUUGGCCUCCAACGAGGAGUUCACUAGUUACGAUUCAACAUGUUCAACAGAAGCCAUCCCCAACCCAGCUUAAAUUAUAUAGAAAAUAACUUUGUUCAAAUCUGCGUGGUGCUUCUUUAGUAAAUACUGUACAGAUUUUACCAUGGAGAACUUUUUUUUUAGUUUUUACCUUUUCUUAAUUACCCUUAUUCCAAAUGGACGAACACUUUCUACAACUGCUGAGCAUUGUAAAAUACCGUGUAUAUAAAUCACAUUAAAAAUAACGCCCUGGACUAGAACAUCUCCAAUGCUGCUUAACCACAGACUCAGGUUGAUCUCGUGCUCCAUGUAAUGCUCCUCCAAGUAAGGCCCGGUGCCGACCAACCGGGAACCAUGGGGUUGCUCAGUACAAACAACUGACAGUGUGUAUAUUUAAUUUAAAGACUUAUUUAAAGACCCACAAGCUCUCAACCAGACUUUGAGAGCAGUGUUUUCUGUAAUGUCUGAUACUAGAAACUAAUUCGCUUCAUAUUUUAGUUGUAUUCAAGAUUUGAAGGUGUAUUUUAUAGACAAGUUCUGUUUUUGAACUUUGUGGAGCUAUUCCAAUCAACUUACCGGUUAUGAUGAGUAUUUACAUUAUGAAUGUAUAAUCCAGACAUUAUUUGUAAAGCCUACAGUACGUUUUUUAUUACAUAACACUUUUUAUACAGUGUCUCUUGUCUUGACUAUGAUAUUGGAGUCUGAGUUGUCAGCUUGGUCCCUGAAAAGUUUCUAGUUACAGACAAAAUCAUACUGUGAUUUUAUUUUUAAUAUGGAUAUGCUAUCAAACUGUGAUACACUUAUAAUUCACUGGUCCUGCAUCAGGAGACGGAGUGGGGAAAACUGUAUUUAAUACAGUUUGUAUCUGAAUAAUCUGUAUGGUUUAUACAGUUUGUGUUGUUCAGAGAUGUCUAAAGUUUGAUCUUUGUUUUUUUAAAGAUUAAAAAGCACUUGCCCCACUGUAAAUAUACAGCAUGUAAAAUUUAUAUAGUAUAUAAAUGGCAGCAAAUUAAA
This is a messenger RNA of Miniopterus natalensis, 4955 nucleotides long. The record is from RefSeq and is a predicted model, not a curated record. NCBI's taxonomy places the organism in Eukaryota, Metazoa, Chordata, Mammalia, Chiroptera, Miniopteridae.